This is a messenger RNA of Porites lobata, 991 nucleotides long. NCBI's taxonomy places the organism in Eukaryota, Metazoa, Cnidaria, Anthozoa, Scleractinia, Poritidae. The record is from the annotation of a GenBank genome assembly.
AUCACCUCUUGCAACAAGACGUGUGGAUCUUCCCCGAAGAAAACCAAAGAGGAAUACGAGAGUGGAAGUGAACCACCCAAAGUUGGACAUUGCCAGCCGACCACAGCCUUUUCCGAGCAUCGCCUCGACGCUAACAACCUUUUCACCGAUGGUGAAAAGGAAUUUUUAACUCAUAAAGAUGAAAGGAGAGCAAGUGAAGAGAAAAAACCAAAGGCUUUGGUAAGUUGGCUCAAAAACUACAGAUACUCUGCGAAAUUGAUUUGGCCUAAAAUGGUUUCAGUAGUUUAACUUAUGAAAAAAACCCUUGGAGUGUGAUAAUAAUACCCGGCCUCACGACUAUAAAUGCCAGCAGUUUACUAAUCAGUCAGUAACGGGUGGGCAGUGGCGGAUCCAGACCUAAUCUGGGUGCGGGGGGGAGCGGUCAUCCAGACCCCGAGAUAAGGGGGGCGGUCUCAAAAUAAUUUUUUUCGGUCCUUCAGGCCUCAGUUUGGUCUAAAAAUAAGGUGGGGAUCCGGGCCUCCCGUGUCCCUACCCCCUGGAUCUGCAAAUGGUGGGGACAGGUUUGUUGAACAGAAAUUCGUGUCCUCUCUCAACCUUCACAAAACAACUUGGUCCUUUAAGUGAUAUUCAGAUGUAAGUAAGUUUUUUUUAUCUGGUAAAUGAGGUUUUGUUUUCGGUAGAGGCGACUCAUGUCCAGUCUCUUAAUAAUCCGCCAUGUCAAGUCAUGGCCACUCUGCUGUAAGACAAACACUUCGUGACUAAAUAUGGCAGGUGUGGUAAAUCAGUAAAACCCUAUGUUCUCGGACUAAAAAGCGACUAAUGAGUGUGGGGGGAGCUCUUCGUCGUUCUUGAAGAUAGCGUUUUAACUGCGUAUUUUCGUACUAAACAUCUCCUCUGGUUAUAUACUUUACCUUUGCAGAAAAGAAGAGUGAUCAAAUUUUUUUCCUGGGUAGCACGCCACUGUUGUUGCAGGCCUAAAACAAAGGAGUGA